Molecule: messenger RNA, 1076 nt
Organism: Neomonachus schauinslandi (Hawaiian monk seal)
Lineage: Eukaryota; Metazoa; Chordata; Mammalia; Carnivora; Phocidae
Gene: C3H2orf76
Product: chromosome 3 C2orf76 homolog
Exons: 8
Coding region: 264-758 (164 amino acids)
Source: RefSeq, a predicted model, not a curated record
UCGGCUGCUGUGGGGAGUGGACUGCAGGGGCGGAGGGGAGGGGGCGGUGGCCGAAGAGCAGAGACUUCUUCAUUCAGUCUUGUGUCUGGAGUGAGGAGCCCGGAAGAUGCGCCUCUGUACAAGGGCAGGUCCUUUGAACUGACUUCUGAUAGGCAACAGUGCCACGUUUCCAAUGAGUUUGGUGUCAGGGUCCAUGAGAGAAGAGUGAUGUCUGCUGAAGUGCUAUUACUUGAUAGAUUCUAAGAUCAGAAUUUUGGGAGAGCAUGGUAAUCCAGAUUCAAGAAGAAAUAAUGUCAUCGCUAAUAUUGGAAGUAUCCAUUCCAGUUGUUAAUUUGAGGUCAUUAAAUACUAAGCAAGAUUAUAAGGAAUUUCUCCACAUGGCUUCCAAAGAAGUGACCGUUACAGUUCGCCUCAUUCGUUCAUUUGAGCAUCGCAAUUUCCAGCCUAUAGUAUAUCAUGGAGUUAAUUUGGACCAAACUACAAAGGAAUUUAUAGUAUUUCUAAAGCAAGAUAUUCCUUUAAGGACCAACCUGCCACCACCAUUCAGAAAUUAUAAAUAUGAUAAACUAAAGAUUGUUCAUCAAGCACAUAAAGCAAAGACGAACGAGCUUGUGUUGAGUCUGGAAGACGACGACACACUCAUUCUGGAAGAAGACAGCACGCUGCGUGCCGGUGGAAUCGCUCAUGAAACUGAAAUUGCAUUUUUCUGUGAAGAAGAUUAUAAGAACUACAAAGCUAAUCCCAUUUCAUCCUGGUGAAAACCUCUUGGGGGCUCCCUUUUUGCAUACCUGUAUUAAGCUCUUUAUUCCACUAGUGAGUUUUGGAAAUUGACAAAUAAACUUAAAAAUUAAUCUCAGGCUCUGCUAUUUGAGCUGAAGUCUGUGGUGUUUUCUCUCUCUGCAGGUCUGCCCUUUUUCUUUCUUUCUUGUUAUAAAAUAAUAUAUUUAUGAGAAAAACAUUUUUUUUAAGUGAAAGAAAGAGUUAUUCAAAAAUUAUCACGGAGGGGUGCUUGGGUGGCCCAGUUGGUUAAGCGUCUGCCUUCGGCUCAGAUCAUGAUCCUGGGGUCCUGGGAUCCA